Myxocyprinus asiaticus (Chinese sucker) is the source of this 2647-nucleotide messenger RNA. RefSeq names its product transforming growth factor beta-1 proprotein-like. The coding region runs from base 1417 to 2556 and encodes 379 amino acids. Gene Ontology annotation, molecular function: cytokine activity; growth factor activity; type III transforming growth factor beta receptor binding. The transcript has 7 exons. The record is from RefSeq and is a predicted model, not a curated record. Gene Ontology annotation, cellular component: extracellular region. Lineage: Eukaryota; Metazoa; Chordata; Actinopteri; Cypriniformes; Catostomidae. Gene Ontology annotation, biological process: SMAD protein signal transduction; transforming growth factor beta receptor signaling pathway; regulation of cell population proliferation.
AAGAGUGGAAGAGAGUUAUUGGAACGUAAAUCUCUCACAAAUUAUUUUGUCACCAGCAAGCUCUGACAGGCGUAGAGGGAGUGUGUUACAAGAAGAAACUAAUAAAAAGAGUGCAGAGCCGAAGAGAAGGGAAGUGUGAAGGACUCUUUUACUCAAGACUGAACAUAAAAGUGGACAGACAGAACAGAAGUGAGGCGAGAAAACCAAAGCAAAAGGACGUUUGCACCUCAUUCCCUGCCGGCGCUACUGUGGUUCACUUUUGGACGCUUCUGGAUGCUCUUUUUAUUUACUCUAUCUGUCACUCGAGACUCGUGGGUUGGAUGUGGUUAGUUUGAUUUGCCUGACACAUUACAUCAUCAAGGGCAAAACGUCAGGGUAUUUUCCAAGAGGAUCUGUUUUCCUUUCAAUUCCACAGUGAAGUAGUGUGUGUGCAGCAUUAGGCAUGUAAAUGGAUCCUCCACUUGUCAUUGAAGAAGUGGGAACAGCUUGUUUGAAGGGAACAUGAGGUAGUAGCUUUUGUGAAACCAAACAUGCUUCUUAUAUUACUAAUUUAAUGUGAAGCUCUUGCUCUGUCCUGAGUUAUUAGAACUUGCGGGGGGUGGUUGACAAAAUUGCCAGUGAUGUAUAGUUUUGAAUGCAGCUUAUUUACUAGACGUUUGCAUGUUAGCUGAAGUAUUUUAAGUCCUGCAAGUCAUCAUUACUCUUAUCUGAUCAUCUGGAGGCUGAGUCAAAGCUUCCGAAAAAUCAAUCUGACCGGCAGGGGAUCCUCUGAUCAAACUUCUAAGGUAAUCGCUCAGCUUUCUUAAGUUGACACAGCCAUUGUCUCAUUGGGAAUGCAGGCAGCAGCAUGCUGGUUUAUUAAUGAGUUAGCAGGACUUGUUUAGGGGGUUCUAUGUGAGCUGACAAACCUUUGGGUUAAGCGCCAAGACCAGGGAAGCCGGCUGUGAGUAGAGUGGAAAGUUAGUGAGCAAACACGCUUACAGGCGUGUCAUUGUGUCUGGACGUCUUUCAGCAGGACUGAAAGCUUGUCCAAGACUAUUUGAGAGUCAGUCCAGACACGUGGAUGUGAACAAGUAUUUCUGUGUGCAACUGCCAGCAAUGAGCCAGCACUAAGGUUGUGCCAAAAGGAUAAAAAGCUAUCUAUUUGCUUGUGUCUGUAUAUGUCAAGGCUAAUUUGGUGCAGCCUAGGAGUGGACUUCACCAUCUGAAUGUUGCUCUGAGACAGCAGAAAAAUCAGGAAUCUCCCUAAGCCAACAGACAUCAACAGACAUUUCAAGGUGCUUUCCAGCAUCACCAUCAGGUAGCAUCACCUCCGCAAAACUAUUGCGUUUGUUUGACGUCAAUCCCAGGUGUCUGACAAGCCUCUUGGCUUCUUUAAAACUAAAUCAAGGACAGUUUGGAUGCAGAUUUGGCACCAUGAGGUUGUUGUUCUUGGCAUUGACACCCCUUUUCAUGGUGGCUGGAACAGAUGGUAUGUCCACCUGUAAGACCCUGGACCUGGAGGUGGUGAAGAAGAAGAGGAUAGAGGCCAUUCGUGGUCAGAUCCUCAGCAAACUCCGCAUGGCCAAAGAACCCAAGGUUGAGAAAGAAGAUGAAGGGCAGAAGAUACCAGAUGCCCUAGUUUCACUGUACAACAGCACGGUUGAACUGAGCGAAGAAAUUAAGAUGAAGCCUGUCCCCGUGCAGCCAGAAGAUGAGGACUAUUUUGGCAAGGAGGUGCACAAGUUCAUCAUAAGGCAAGCCGAAAAUGGUACGAAAUAUCAGAUGCUUUUUAACGUGUCUGAAAUGCGACAGAGUAUUCCUGACUACAGGCUGCUGUCACAGGCUGAGCUGAGGCUUCGGAUCAAGACUCCCACCAUGGACCAGGAGCAGAGGGUCGAGCUCUACCAUGGAGUGGGUGACCAGGCCCGAUAUCUGGGCACACGAUUCGUCUCAAAGGACUGGGCCAAUCGCUGGCUCUCCUUUGAUGUGAAACAGACAAUCACAGAAUGGCUCCAAAGUUCAGAAGAUGAAGUGAGUUUAGAGCUGAGGUUAUACUGUGGCUGUAAAACCAGCAAAGACCAGCAGAGUGCUGAUAAGUUCCUAUUCACCAUAUCAGGACUAGAAAAGCAAAGAGGUGACACUCGUGAUCUUGCAGGAAUGAUGGUGAAACCAUAUAUCUUGGCUUUAUCUUUGCCCUCUAAUGGCAACUCUCUUGCGUCCGCUCGCAGGAAACGAGCUGCUGGCACUGAUGAAACCUGCAAUGAAAAAACUGAGACCUGUUGUAUGCGGAAACUUUACAUCGACUUCCGGAAAGACCUGGGCUGGAAGUGGAUCCACAAGCCCAAGGGCUACUUCGCUAACUACUGCAUGGGCUCCUGCACCUACAUCUGGAACACUGAGAACAAAUACUCACAGAUAUUAGCCUUGUACAAACACCACAACCCCGGUGCAUCUGCCCAGCCUUGCUGUGUACCUGCAGUCUUAGAUCCUCUGCCAAUUCUUUACUAUGUGGGAAGACAACAUAAGGUGGAGCAGUUGUCCAACAUGGUGGUGAGAAGCUGCCAGUGCAGUUAGAGUUCAUCUAGCCGCAGAACAUCCGUUUAUCUCCAAGAGCUCACCAUGACACUCUCCUCUCUCUCUCUCUCUCUCUCUCUCUCUCUCUCUC